Messenger RNA from Manacus vitellinus (golden-collared manakin), 2127 nucleotides. It is a transcript of the gene LMNA, whose product is annotated as lamin A/C. The transcript is spliced from 12 exons. NCBI's taxonomy places the organism in Eukaryota, Metazoa, Chordata, Aves, Passeriformes, Pipridae. Bases 99 to 2066 code for a protein of 655 amino acids. The record is from RefSeq and is a predicted model, not a curated record.
GUCACUCAGACACCAGGAGCUGCCGCGACAGCUGGGCGGGUGGCGUGGGACAUCGCGCCGUGACCUGUGCCGUGUCCUUCGCCUCGACACCGGACCCCAUGGCGACGCCUUCGCAGAAGAGGAGCACCCGCAGCGGGGCUUCGGGGACCCCCUUGUCCCCUACCCGCAUCACCCGCCUGCAGGAGAAGGAGGACCUGCAGGAGCUCAAUGACCGCUUGGCCGUCUACAUCGACAAGGUGCGCUCGCUGGAGCUGGAGAACGCCGGCCUGAGGCUCCGCAUCACCGAGUCCGAGGAGGUGGUGAGCCGAGAGGUCUCGGGCAUCAAGGCUGCCUACGAGUCAGAGCUGGCAGAUGCCCGCAAGACCUUGGAUUCGGUGGCCAAGGAGAGAGCUCGGCUGCAGCUGGAGCUCAGCAAAGUCCGGGAGGAGCACAAGGAGCUGAAAGCCCGGAAUGCCAAGAAGGAAGGGGACCUGCUCACUGCCCAGGCGCGCCUCAAGGAUGUGGAGGCUUUGCUUAAUUCCAAGGAAGCCGCGCUCUCCACAGCCCUGGGUGAGAAGAGGAAUCUGGAGACUGAAGUGCGUGAUCUGAGGGGACAGGUGGCCAAGCUGGAAAGUGCCUUGAACGAAGCCAAGAAGCAGCUGCAGGACGAGAUGCUGCGCCGCGUGGACGCCGAGAACCGGCUGCAGACGCUGAAGGAAGAGCUUGAAUUCCAGAAAAAUAUCUACAGCGAGGAGCUGCGGGAGACCAAGCGCCGCCACGAGACCCGGCUGGUGGAGAUCGACAAUGGGCGGCAGCGGGAGUUUGAGAGCAAGCUGUCCGAGGCCCUGCAGGAGCUGCGGAGCCAGCACGAAGCCCAGAUCAGGCUUUACAAGGAGGAACUGGAGAAGACCUAUGGGGCGAAGCUGGAGAACGCCAAGCAGUCGGCUGAGAGGAACAGCAACAUGGUGGGUGCUGCCCAUGAGGAGCUGCAGCAGACCCGCAUCCGCAUCGACAACCUCUCCUCAGAAGUGAGCCAGCUGCAGAAGCAGUUGGCCGCCAAGGAAGCGAAGCUACAUGAUUUGGAGGAUAUUCUGGCCAGGGAACGUGAGACCAACCGGCGCCUGCUCUCCGAGAAGGAGCGAGAGAUGGCCGAGAUGCGGGCACGCAUGCAGCAGCAGCUGGAUGAGUACCAGGAGCUGCUGGACAUCAAGCUGGCUCUAGAUAUGGAGAUCAACGCCUACCGCAAGCUGCUGGAGGGCGAGGAGGAGCGGCUGAGGCUGUCCCCCAGCCCUUCCUCCCACAAAGGUGCAUCCCGAAGCCACUUGUCCACCCCAGGCUCCUCCAAGAAGCGGAAGUUGGAGGAUGGUGAGAGCCGGACCAGCUUCUCCCACCAUGCCCGGACCAGCGGCCGUGUCGGAGUGGAGGAGGUGGACUUGGAGGGCAAGUUUGUCCGUCUCAGGAACAAGUCCAACGAGGACCAGGCAAUGGGGAACUGGCAGAUCAAGCGGCAGAAUGGGGACGAUCCCCCCAUCACCUACCGCUUCCCCCCGAAGUUCACCCUGAAGGCUGGCCAGGUGGUCACGAUCUGGGCCUCAGGAGCUGGAGCGACCCACAGUCCCCCCAGCAACGUGGUGUGGAAAGCCCAGAGCAGCUGGGGCUCUGGGGACAGCCUGCGCACCGCCCUCAUCAACUCCAACGGGGAGGAGGUAGCCAUGCGGAAACUGGUCCGCACUGUGAUCAUCAACGAUGAUGAGGAUGAGGACGAUGAUGAAAUGAGCAUCCACCACCGCCAUCACCACGGGAGCUGCAGCGGCUCUGGGGACCCCGGUGAAUACAACCUGCGCUCCCGCACGAUCGUGUGCGGCACGUGUGGUCAGCCCGCCGACAAGUCGGGCACCCAGAACGCCGGCAUCAACACCAUGUCCUCGGGCUCCUCCACCUCCAGCGUGACUGUCACCCGCAGCUACCGCAGCAUGGGCGACUCUGGCAUUGGCCUCGGGGACAGCCUGGUGACCAGGAACUACCUCCUGGGGAACUCCAGUCCCCGCAGGCAGGCUCAGGCUGUGCAGAACUGCAGCAUCAUGUAACCCUGUGGCGCAUUCCUGUGGUUCCUGCCCGUCUCCAGCUAGGUGUUUUUUUUUUUUCCCC